This is a messenger RNA of Protobothrops mucrosquamatus (brown spotted pit viper), 1857 nucleotides long. RefSeq names its product dystonin. The record is from RefSeq and is a predicted model, not a curated record. Gene Ontology annotation, biological process: cytoplasmic microtubule organization; wound healing; intermediate filament cytoskeleton organization. Gene Ontology annotation, molecular function: microtubule binding; structural molecule activity. Gene Ontology annotation, cellular component: intermediate filament; hemidesmosome; focal adhesion. Lineage: Eukaryota; Metazoa; Chordata; Lepidosauria; Squamata; Viperidae.
AUGGCUGGUUCUGUUUCUCCUGGCGGUCGUGCCUAUACCGAGGAGCAGGAGUACUUGCAGGCUUACGAAGAUGUGCUGGAGAAAUACAAAGAUGAACGGGACAAAGUACAAAAGAAAACAUUCACAAAAUGGAUAAACCAGCAUCUCCUGAAGGUUCGCAAGCAUGUCAAUGACCUGUAUGAAGAUCUGAGAGAUGGACAUAACUUGAUUUCUCUUUUGGAAGUCCUUUCAGGAGAUACUUUACCCAGAGAGAAAGGACGGAUGCGAUUUCAUAGACUACAGAAUGUCCAAAUUGCACUUGAUUAUUUGAAAAGGCGGCAGGUGAAACUGGUGAACAUUCGAAAUGAUGACAUAACAGAUGGGAAUCCUAAAUUGACGUUGGGAUUAAUAUGGACCAUAAUUUUGCACUUUCAGAUUUCUGAUAUCCAUGUUACUGGAGAGUCAGAGGAUAUGUCUGCUAAAGAGCGAUUGCUUCUUUGGACGCAACAGAUAACAGAAGGUUAUGCUGGAGUUCGUUGUGAAAACUUCACUACCUGUUGGCGAGAUGGGAGAUUAUUUAAUGCCAUCAUUCAUAAAUACAGGCCGGACCUGGUAGACAUGAAUACUGUUGCUGUUCAAAGCAACCUUGCAAAUUUAGAGCAUGCUUUUUUUGUAGCUGAAAAACUUGGAGUUGCCAGGCUUUUGGAUCCUGAAGAUGUCAAUGUCUCCUCGCCAGAUGAGAAAUCAGUAAUCACUUAUGUAUCAUCACUUUAUGAUGCAUUUCCCAAAGUACCUGAAGGUGGUGAAGGCAUCAGUGCACAUGAUGUUGAAGUCAAAUGGAUUGAAUACCAGAAUAUGGUGAACUACCUCAUCCAAUGGAUUAGGCACCAUGCCACAAUAAUGAUUGACAGAGCAUUUCCAAACAAUCCUGUAGAACUCAAGGCACUUUAUAACCAGUAUUUACAAUUUAAGGAAACAGAAAUUCCACCAAAGGAGAUAGACAAAUCAAAAAUCAAGCAUCUAUAUAAAUUACUAGAGGUUUGGAUUGAGUUUGGGCGUAUCAAGCUUCCUCAAGGCUACCACCCAAAUGACAUUGAAAAAGAAUGGGGAAAGCUAAUUAUUGCUAUGUUGGAAAGAGAAAAGAUGCUUCGACCAGAAGUUGAAAGGUUAGAUAUGCUGCAGCAAAUUGCAAACAGAGUUCAGCGGGACAGCCUGAAUUGUGAAGACAAGCUAAUGCUUGCUCGAAAUGCUAUGCAGUCAGAUAGAAAACGAUUAGAAGCAGGCCUGCAGUUCCAGAAUGAAGCUGAGAUUGCAGGCUAUCUACUUGAGUGUGAGAAUCUUCUCCGCCAACAAGUUAUGGAUGCCCAGAUUCUUACUGAUGGAAAAUAUUAUCAGGCGGAUCAAUUAGUCCAAAGGGUUGCAAAACUCCGAGAUAACCUUAUGGCCUUAAAAGCAGAGUGUUCUUCAAUCUACAACAAAGGGAGAAUACUAACAACAGAACAGACCAAGAUGAUGAUAUCAGGAAUAACACAAAGCUUAAACUCAGGAUUUGCACCAAGCCUAAGCCCUAAUUUAAACUCUGGACUAAGUCAGGGUUUGUCUCCCUCCUUGACCUCAUCCAGUCUGACGUCAGGUUUAUCAUCAGGCUUUUCCCCAAGAGUGACGCCAGCCAUCACCCCAGCAUACACUCCGGGCUUCCCACCACGGUUAAUUCAAAGCUACAUAACUGGAGUUGACACAGGUGCACUUCAAACACUCAAAUUGACACAGAUUCGGAAGCCUCUGAUGAAAUCGGCUUUCAUUGAUCAGAAUUUAACAGAAGAAGAAGUCAAUAUGAAAUUUGUCCAGGACCUCUUAAGAUGGGUGGAUGAAAUGCAG